ACACGCCGUGGUAGCAUCAAUAUUAGCGCCUUACCCCACACACGCCGUGGUAGGCGGCAUCAUGUCAUUGACCACCGACGUCAAUGCAUUUAAGCGGCCCCGCAGAGGCUAUUACUGGACUUAUUACAUCAUUACAAGUUGUCAAGAGCUAGAGUCCGCCCUGGCGCAACCCUAUCCGGUGGUGCUCAUGUUCUGGGCGAGCUGGAACGUGCCAUGCAGGGUGAUGAUGAGACCGUUCAAGGCCAUGGCCGUGGCUAAGAGGAGGGCCGCCAUAUUCUGCCUGGUGGACGUCGACAAGUUUCAUGAUAUCGUGGAGGAGUGCCGAGUGGAGGCGCUGCCGACGUUCCUGCUACUCAAGCAGGGCGUGGAGAAGGGCAGAGUCGUUGGCGCCAAGGUGGGGGACCUCAACACCAUCAUCAUGGGCAACAUUUAAAUCGGAAAUCGGCAGAGGCACGCAGGUGCGGGGAGGUCCCAACUCCUAAGGAACGAACGCAUAACAGUUCGAUCGUGCCAUGGCUGCUUGCUUGCCCUGCCCAUGCCCCCGCCUAAUCCGUCCGUCCGGGAGCGAUUCAUGUAAACUAGAAGGGUUAGACGCGCUUUCAUGAGUCGUUGGUAUUGUUGGAUUUUCAUAAAAAUAUCUUUUUAUUUCAAAAUAUGAGGUGUAUUAGAUUUUUGAGAAGUCAAUACUAUUUAGGUUUGACCAGAUUUGUAGAGAAAUAUAACAAAUUAACAUCAUUACAUUCAUCA
Molecule: messenger RNA, 747 nt
Organism: Hordeum vulgare subsp. vulgare (domesticated barley)
Lineage: Eukaryota; Viridiplantae; Streptophyta; Magnoliopsida; Poales; Poaceae
Product: thioredoxin H-type-like
Exons: 4
Coding region: 62-433 (123 amino acids)
Source: RefSeq, a predicted model, not a curated record